Molecule: messenger RNA, 768 nt
Organism: Penaeus monodon (black tiger shrimp)
Lineage: Eukaryota; Metazoa; Arthropoda; Malacostraca; Decapoda; Penaeidae
Product: hybrid signal transduction histidine kinase E-like
Source: RefSeq, a predicted model, not a curated record
UGUUCCAGCAUCGGCCCUGAGCACCCGGCCUGAGUUGUUGCUGUUUUAAAGUUAAUUUUGUUAAUUGAUCACUCUGUUACAAAGUACCCUGCUGUACUCGUUGCGGUUUAAAUCAACUAAGAAAAAAUCAUCAUAGUGACCAGAAUCUUGGCAAUGAAAUUCCACAGUGUAUAUUUCUUAAUCUUCCUUAAUCAUUUCGUUCGCUACACCGAUGGCAGGAUAACGGCAAGGACGUGGCGGGUGUAUCGGCCUCGAAAGCCCUCCCCCUCCGCAGCCUCUUUGCCGUGUGUUUCCGAAGGCCAAAUCUCGACCUUCACCUUCCUGAAUUUCGCCCUCUCGGUCGGUCAAAUGGCGUGAAUGACAUCGAGUUCACUAAACCAGGGAGGAAAAAGAGAAGGCUGGGGCAGCCGAGAGCUAUGACUGACGCUACCUGCCGGGGCGAAGAUGCCAAUUCGACGCACAUUUUAGAAGAUGCUUCCCUUGUAGAUCAACAGGUGUCUCUCGGUCUCAUGAUCAGUCUCCAGAGGUGGUUGAGUCUGUCACAGCAUCUGGCCUCGGUUGGCGGAGGAGAGAUCGAGCUGGAGAUGGACUGCUCCAUGCCUGUCCUAUGCGGGGAGGGAGGAGAGUUUAGUCACUUGACGAAUGCCGUCGUUCGAUCUAUUUGGAAAUACGGCAUUGCUAAUGUCCCAGUUCAUGUUCGGAACAUAUAAGAGUAUUUCAGAAAGCUGUAAAUUAUCAUUCAAGGAAAUGAAUAAAAAGUGAAGUUUA